This is a messenger RNA of Cinclus cinclus, 1677 nucleotides long. It is a transcript of the gene ETV7, whose product is annotated as ETS variant transcription factor 7. NCBI's taxonomy places the organism in Eukaryota, Metazoa, Chordata, Aves, Passeriformes, Cinclidae. The coding region runs from base 60 to 1001 and encodes 313 amino acids. Gene Ontology annotation, biological process: regulation of transcription by RNA polymerase II; cell differentiation. Gene Ontology annotation, molecular function: DNA-binding transcription factor activity, RNA polymerase II-specific; sequence-specific DNA binding. The transcript has 8 exons. Gene Ontology annotation, cellular component: nucleus. The record is from RefSeq and is a predicted model, not a curated record.
GGGACGGGACCGGAGCGCUCCGGACGCGGCGGCAGCGCCGGGCUCCGGCUCCAGCGGCCAUGCAGGGCAAAGUGGCCAUCAGCUCUUCCAGCCCCGUGGUGGCAGAGCCAUUACCAUUCCCAUCCCAGGCCAGACCCUCACCCAUCAGCACUGGGGAGAUCUUCAGGCUUCCAGGGAGGCUGAGAAUCCAGCCCUCACUGUGGAGCAAGGACGAUGUGAUCCACUGGCUACGAUGGGCUGAGAAGGAAUAUUCCCUGCGGCCCACUGAUGAGAGCAAGUUUGAAAUGAACGGCAAAGCCUUGUGCAUCCUCACCAAGGAUGACUUCAGACACCGAGCUCCGAGCUCAGGGGACGUGCUUUAUGAAAUACUCCAGUUCAUUAAGACUCAGAGAAGAGCUCUGGUGUGCAGCCCCUUGCUGAGCUCACCCUUCAGGAAAGCCAGGAGCACGGAGGAAGAUGCAGACUGCAGUGCUGAGGCUGCCCCAGUUGUUUCCUCGUGGCUGGGCUGUGCAGAGCAGCCCCUGCUCCAUGGCUACACGCAGCCACUGAACCUCUCCCACCACAGCUCAAAGAGUAGCUGCAGGCCAGGUGCCAUCUGCUCUUUUCCUGCUACCCUGUCGGCCCCAGUGGAUGGGAAAAUUGCAGACUGCAGGCUGCUCUGGGAAUACGUGUACCAGCUCCUGUCCGACCGCCGCUACGAGCCCUACAUCAGGUGGGAGGACAGGGAAGCCAAGGUCUUCCGUGUUGUCAACCCAAAUGGGCUUGCCCAGCUCUGGGGCAACCACAAGAACCGGAUGAACAUGACCUAUGAGAAGAUGUCACGAGCGCUCAGACACUACUACAAACUCAACAUCAUCAAAAAGGAGCCAGGGCAGAAGCUGUUGUUCAGGUUUUUGAAGACUCCUGGGGAGGUUGUCCAUGAGAAAUCCAGCAGACUGGAGCAGCUGGAGAAUGAGGACCAUGAGGAUUUGCAGGAAGACCCACUGGAGGUUUCACCAUAGUAAAUUUUUGGAGGUUUCACUUCAGUGCAUCACAGAGAGACUUGUGCUUUGCUGAGCAGUGCUGGUGUCUCUUGCCUCUCCUGGACAGAAGGCCACAGAGCUGGCCUGGAUUCCAAACCCUGCUGUGAACCAAAGCUGGGACAUCUCUGGGGUGUCAUUAGCAAAACACACCCAGAAGCUGUUCCCCAGCCCCAAAAGCACAGGUGGAUGUGUGGGCUGGUCUUCUGCUGGUUCCUCUCCUGCCCUUUGGGAGGGAAUGUGAUAUUUUUGCUCUGAAAUUUUGAUGCUUAUCUCUGAGUUCUAAACCUGUGGAAAAGAUCCCUCCGUUCUUCCAGCGAGAUGUGCUGAGCAGAGCAAAGCACGAGCUCUGGGCUGAGCAGCUGCUGCUCUGCUUUGGCAGUGAGUGCUGUCCCCAGCUGUGAGUGUCCUGCUCUGCACCUGAGCCAUUUCCCCAGCUUCAACAUGGACUGGUAUUGCAAAUGUGGUGCAUGAUGGAAUUCCACUGCCUCCUGUGAGCUUGCUCCUGGGAUUAAGGUUAGGAGUGAGCUGAAAUACCUGCCUGGUUUAGGCCUGGCACAAGGUCCAGGCUCCAUGGCUGCCCAUAGCUGGUGUUCACUUAAACUCCUUUCCCUCCGGGAAAUUUUUUUUUUGUAAUUACUUUUGUGAUUAAAUAAUG